CCGCCUGCCUCAGUGGCGGGCUGGAGGAGGGGGCCGCGCGCGCGCGCGCCAGGGCGGCACACGAGCGGCUGCCAGCAGAGCGCGAGGGCAACAAGUGGGUAAUUUUCCCGCCAGCAUGUCCCGGCGGCGGCUCCUGCCGCCCUCGAGGCGGGUGCCGACGCCGCCAGCGCUUUGAGAUCUCGCCCCGGCCGGUGAGGAGAAGCGGCCGCCGCUGGAGGUGGCCGCGCUACCAGGGACUCUCCUGCGAGGGGCGGAGGCGCCUCCGCCCAGCCCAGCCGCCCGUCCCUUUUCCUGGCCGGGACUGGGACCACCCCCCCCGCCAGCUCCGCUGAGGAGACUGCUCCGCUCCCCCCAGUGGUGAGGCGGGGAGCUCCAUCGCUGGCCGGCCGGCCGGAGCCCCCGCCCUGCCGCAGGGGCUGAGCGCGGCGGCAGGAUGCAGCCCGGCUGCUGAGAAGCAUGGUGGAGCCGGAAAGCGCCACAGGAACAGCCGACGCGGAGCCCAGCUGUUGUCUGACAAGAUAUGAGAAAUGAGUGUUGGACGCAGAAGACUAAGGCUGCUGGGAAUUCUGAUGAUGGUAAACUUUUUUAUUUAUGUGAUUGUGGAAGUCUCCAAAAGUGGUGGUCAAGAGAAGAACACAAAAGGACAGGUUAUAAUACCCAGCAGCAAAUUCUGGAGGAAAUACACUCCUCACAAGGCCUAUUGGAACAAACAGCAGCAGAAGCUGGAACUCUUGUACAACCCCAUUUUGACCUUGCUUUCCAAUAUGACUGUGGAAGAAGCCUUAAUUUCUAAUACUAGUGUUCUGGUUUCCUGUGACCCUGAUCCAUCAGUAACUUCAGAGGUUAAUGACUUUGCAAAGUUGCCAGACAGAUUUAAAGACUUCCUGCUUUAUUUAAGAUGUAGAAAUUAUUCAUUAUUAGUGGAUCAACCAAACAAGUGCAAACAUAAACCUUUCCUGCUGCUGGCUAUUAAGUCGCUUAUACCACACUUUGAUAGAAGGCAAGCAAUUAGGGAAUCUUGGGGUAAAGAAAUAAAAUCAGGGGAUGUAACAGUUGUAAGGGUCUUUUUGUUGGGACAGACCCCUCCAGAAGAUAACUUUCCUGACCUUUCAGACAUGUUGAAAUUUGAGAGUCAAACCCACCAAGACAUUCUUCUUUGGAACUACAGAGACACUUUCUUCAACUUGACUCUGAAAGAGGUGCUGUUUCUUAAAUGGGUCAGCAGUACAUGUCCAAAUGCCCAGUUUAUUUUUAAGGGGGAUGAUGAUGUUUUUGUGAAUACCCAUCAGAUCCUGGAUUACUUGAAGAGUUUAUCAAAUGACAAAGCCAAAGACUUAUUUAUAGGUGACGUGAUCAAAGAUGCUGGACCUCAUCGAGAAAAAAAAUUGAAGUACUACAUUCCAGAAAGUGUUUAUGAAGGUUCUUAUCCUCCAUACGCGGGAGGUGGUGGGUUUCUGUACUCUGGUGAUCUGGCAUUAAGACUGAACAAUGCAUCUGACCAGGUCCUCCUCUAUCCUAUUGACGACGUUUAUACUGGAAUGUGCCUUCAGAAACUUGGGCUUGCUCCGGAAAAACACAAAGGCUUCAAAACCUUUGAUAUUGAAGAGAAACACAGGAAUAACAUAUGUUCCUACACAAACUUAAUGUUAGUACAUAGCAGAAAACCUCAAGAAAUGAUUAAGAUUUGGACACGCUUGCAGGAUCCACACUUAAAUUGUUAAAUGUUUAAAGUAACGUGGAAGUGUCUUCAGUUUAUUUUCCAGGAUUGAGUCUAGUUUCUUCACUGCACCAUUAAAAUUCCUCUUCGUUUUCACUUAAUGGUUUUUUAAGUUACUUCUCUUAAAAAUCAUUAGCUAGAAACAUUCGUCCAGUACUUCUAAAAGUAAAAAUAAUACUAGAAUAACAAAUUUCUGGGAGUAUGGCAUGAAGACUUAGUCCUAAUCUUUCCACUGUCCUAGCAGUUAUUAUGUUUUAAUAUUUCAUCUACAAAUUUUAAAAUAGACUUCAGAAGUUAUAACUAAAAAUUCUUCUUUGAUUCAUGGUUAGCUAUCACCAUAAUGUUGAAAGCAUGGAUUGCCCACUUUUCAUUGCUAGUGCAUCUUAUUUGCGGUGUAGAAACUGUAAACACUGACUUUUUUUUCCUGAGAAAACUUGUCUGUCUGAAAUAGCAUUUGUAACUUAAACAUUCAGAAAUUGGGGAAGUCUAAUUUUUACACAAAGUAAAAAAAAAACUUUAAAAAUUACACUAAUUAUUGAAAUGUUUUUUUGAUUUUGUAACUCUUCCUCUAUCCUAUGCUACUCCUGAACAGUAUUCUCUCAUUCAAAUGUGAUCUGCUAUGUAAAAUAUGUCUGCCUGUAUCUGAAAGGAUACUAAAUCUCUACCUUUAUUUUAAUGAUACUUUAUAUCUUAUAAAAUCACAAUAUAAUUUCAAAUGGGAUAACAUUUUAAGAGCUGGACAUGUAUGGGAGAGGAUAGGUUUUAUGUUGAACUUUGCAAAUGGGCAGAUUUUUGUCUUGAAUUUCAGUUAAGCUUUACAAAUCAAAGUUCUUCUGUCACUCAUUUUAUUCACAUGAAAGGCUGCUCUGGCCAGUCCUCAUUUUCUGUAUUGGUGUUAAAAACAAUCAUCAGGUAGCUUGAUUUGAUAUAGAUAACUGAAGUCUGAAAUUGCACAUCACUCAGGAAAGCUUGGUUUAGAUCUCUUCUAUAAACUGAUGAUAAACUUAGAACAGAGUACAUCAAGUUUUGAAAGUGAGAUUUGGAAAUUGCAUCAUGUGUCAUACAACAUGUUUCCCAAAACUCUAGAAAUCUUUUCUUGCCAUAUUUCCACAGUUGCUUAUAUGAGAAUUUGUUCUAAGUAGUGAUCCCUUCUGUGUGUGUAUAUAUAUGUGUGUAUAUAUAUAUAUAUAGGAGUGCCUGUCUAUUUAUUGUUCAGAUUGAAGACCAAAACAUUUUCUUGAAUAUAUUUGUGUAACAUUUUAUUUGUAUACAUUGUUGUCAGUCAAAUAUUUAAAUAGAGCAUGAUAUUUUAAAUCUGUUGAUGUAACAUGUUAAAUACAGUUAAUUGUUUUUGAAUUUGAAAAAUAAAAUUGUGAUUUAAGUAGU
This is a messenger RNA of Gopherus evgoodei (Goodes thornscrub tortoise), 3103 nucleotides long. It is a transcript of the gene B3GNT2, whose product is annotated as UDP-GlcNAc:betaGal beta-1,3-N-acetylglucosaminyltransferase 2. The transcript is spliced from 2 exons. The record is from RefSeq and is a predicted model, not a curated record. The coding region runs from base 528 to 1721 and encodes 397 amino acids. Gene Ontology annotation, cellular component: membrane. Lineage: Eukaryota; Metazoa; Chordata; Testudines; Testudinidae. Gene Ontology annotation, molecular function: hexosyltransferase activity.